GUGUGUGUGUGUGUGUCACAGGCUACGGUUCAUUUGGGGAAUCUCAUCUAGGCAUAUUUUAUUUACAUUUUUUAAAUGCAUGAGAACUAAUUUUCUUCAAUUUAAUGGAUUUAAUUACGAAUAUAACUCGAAUUUUAUAAUUAACUCUCCGGUCAUAAUGGGAGGUUAUAUGGGAGGAUAUUAUACUAUUGUUGAAAAUAGGGAUCGAUUUGACAUUCUGGGGAUAUUUUCGCCUUUCAUCAAAGAAAGGUAAGACCAUUCCAUUCCGUUAUCAGAUCCCACUCCAUGUCUUGCUUUCAACUUGCCCUAUCGCUCUCUCUGGCAGCCCCCCUAUAAAGUAUCUAUCUGGAAAUCAAACAAGAACAGAAUACAAAGGGGCGAGGGGCACUCGCUCCAAUACAAUGAUCGCACAAACUGGGAGGCAGCACGACCAUCCAAACAGGGCCAGCAGCAUCAGCAGCGGUUUCCCGCGUUCCCCAGCGACGACCUGUCACCGCUCGUCGUCCACAGCCGCGGAGAACGGCCAGCUGUUCCCCAGCAGCGACUCGUCCAGGAGGAGACGAGACACCCCAACGUCCGCCGCCGCCGCAGCCAGCCUCAUUUCGGAGGGGAGCCGCAGCAGCAGCGCCAGGCCCCUGGUCUCCUCCGCCACCGCCACCUCCUCCAACACCGCUACCUCCACCUCCAUCAUGACAUCGGGGGAAUUCAUGCAGACCGCGCCGCUGUUUGUGCAGAAGUCCAAGCGCGGUGCGCUGUACAAGGCGCUGUGCUUCCUCCUCCUCCUCUUCCAAGGAGGCGUGCUGGACUUCUACCUCAUCGUGUUCACCGACCUGUACUGGUGCUCGUGGAUCGCCACGGACCUCGUGGUCAUCUCGGGCUGGGGGAUCUUCUUCAUCAAGAACGCCCGCAGCAAGCGCGAACGGGCCUGCGGCUUCCACCAGAAGAACUCCAUCUUCGGCUGCAACCUGGGCGAGUUCACGUACGCCUACCUGGCGUGGCUCAUCUACGUGAUCGCGUGCACCCCCAAGGUGGUGCUCGUGCUGGAGACGUCGAUCCUGGACCUCGUUGCGCUCAAGGUGCCGUGCGGCGUCACGGGCUUCAAGAUGGUCGUGCUGCUAUCGGCGCCGCUGCUCCACUGCCUGAUCAACGCGAUCAUCGAGGACCUGAACGGGGCGACGCGGCACCACGCCACCAGCUGCUUCCUGGGCACGUGUCUGGACCUGCUGGACGGCUUCACCCUGGUGGAGAUGCUGCUGAAGGGCGAGAUCCCCACGCCGUACCUGAAGUACACCGUCAUCGCGGUGUACUUCGUGGCGCUGGGCGUCCCGGUGCUGUGGCUGUACGAGCUGACCGCCUCGGAGAUGCGGUGCCGCUGGGUGUGGGCGCGGUUUCUGGGCGGCGUGGUGGUCAACGCGCCCUUGCUGGUGGUGCGGUGUUUUCAGGUGUACGUGUACAACAUGCCCGUGUCCGUGUUUAUGUUUAAGAACGUGUUUUUGCUCGCGUGCAAGUGUCUGGAGCUCGUGGAGCAGUGUCUCGCGGUGAGGGGCGCGAGGAGGUUUGCCAACGCGGGGAACACGGCUCAGUUUUCCCACGGUGUUUCUGAAAACGACAUGUGCCCGCACGGCUAUGUUAACACGCUGGCCGUCACCACACAAUCGUAAAAGUGAGACUUCUGCCUUUUUUUGUGAAGAAUAUCGUCGAAGGGGGGGGGGGGGGGGAGAGAUUAUGAUGGCACUGUCAUUUAUUUCAGACCAAAACAAAAAGGUGCUAUAAAGUUCCCGCGUAGUUUUCAGACAGGAACACGUGCAAUAGAAGACAUGUUUGGACAAUUUCAAGUUGGGUAAAGUCUGUCGUCAAAACGUCGUUGAUGUGCACUUGUACUGAAAGGCACUUUAACCGUGAACCGUGUUGGUGUGCAAUGUUGGAUAUACUAACUAUUUAAAUGAUAUAUAUACACAGAUAUUGCUCUGAAUUAGGCUGUCUUAUGGUGUAUAUUUCUGCUCGUCUGCUGGUUUGUGGUGACUUUUACAAUGUAUCCCAAUCUCGCAAACGGAAGGCACUUGUGUUGACAUCCACAAAACAUCCAAAUGGGCAUGAGGCCAUUGUUGAUUCACACAGGCCUACUUCUUUAUUAUCUCGCCACUAGGUCAUCAUAAAAGGUACAAUCUGGAUAGAUUGGUUUAUGUAUGUUUAGUUUGUUGUGAUAUGAUUGUAGGCUACUACUACU
Molecule: messenger RNA, 2227 nt
Organism: Gadus morhua (Atlantic cod)
Lineage: Eukaryota; Metazoa; Chordata; Actinopteri; Gadiformes; Gadidae
Gene: tmem121b
Product: transmembrane protein 121B
Exons: 1
Coding region: 402-1661 (419 amino acids)
Source: RefSeq, a predicted model, not a curated record